AGUCACUGAGGAGAAAGAGAAGCAACAGGAUGAUGAAGACCGACACGACCAAGACCGUCUCGCUCCUGGCCUUUCUUCUUGUGUUUCUGCUGGUGGAGAAGUCAGAAGGAGGGAAGAUCACUUGGCUGGUACCAGGUGAGAGGGGAGCGAGUCAGGUCUACAAAGAUGACUACAAGAUCCUCAUGGAACCAGAGAACAACGCCAGCGACGAAGAGGUGCAGCUGAUGGGAGCCUACAACAUUCUAAGGAACGUGCUGGGACACAGGCAGGAAGCGCGGCGAAGGCAGGCUGUGAAGAGAGGUUGUGCAGUUUUCCGCGGUGGUAUCCAGGCGUGUCUCAAGGCAUACGAGACGAGAGGGAGGUGGCCGAACAACGAGAGUACAUAAAAAGCCAUCUAGCGGAAAAUCUCAACAUGGCAGUGGACAUUGUGGUCAUCAGGCAGUCGACAUUAGAUACAUAAGCGUUCAAAGAGGCCUGAAAUAUACGCUGUGCCAAAAGAAAAAGAUGUGAAAGGUCAAUUUUAAAUCGUAUGAUUAGAGUGAUUAAUUAGAUGAAAUAAAGAUUUUCCGAAGUUAUAGACUAGUAAAGAAUGGUGCAGGGGACGAAGUCUGCAUGGAAAUUGAGAACGCGUACCUCAGUAUUGACAAGGAAUAAUUUAUGUCUCAAGAAACUGAUACGUUUAUCUUAGAGCUUUAGAGGGUAUGGAAGGCAAUGCAGUAAUUUGUUUGACAAACUUAAUAAAGUUUCAACGAUUUCUGUA
Molecule: messenger RNA, 760 nt
Organism: Branchiostoma floridae (Florida lancelet)
Lineage: Eukaryota; Metazoa; Chordata; Leptocardii; Amphioxiformes; Branchiostomatidae
Exons: 3
Coding region: 30-386 (118 amino acids)
Source: RefSeq, a predicted model, not a curated record